AUGAGCCUUUCGCCUACACGCACAAAAAGCAUAUUGACUUACCUCGCCGGUGGACAGAACAAGCCUACUCGGACCACAUCGUCUUCGAAACAGCAGCCUGACAGCCAUAAAUCUCACAGCAAAAGUCGAGCCCCGGUCGGUGAGAAGCGUGAAGCGACCUCUACAUCUGGAAAGACCAGACCAAAUGAGUCCAAGACUCAUCAUAGACAUAAGAGUAGCCGAUCGAUAGAUCGUCGACCAAGUCACAGGAGCAACCAGAGUUCAUACCAGUCUGAACCAAAGCACGAACGCCAAGGUUCGUACUUUGAGGCAGACUCCGAUGACAACCAGAGUAAGGAAUGGUCUUUUUUCUCACGGGCCGCGUCAUAUGUAGAUGACCGUCGCUACUCACACACAAAUGACGCUGAGAUAAGCCGCAUCAACAUGCCAACAUCACCUGAAGUUCCUAGGCAUCGGGAGCCCACCCUUGCAGAUGCAAACAAGCACCACAUUGGGCCUGGACGCUGUCUGAAACAUUGGGACCCGGAUGAGGAGCCCAUAAUGCUACUUACUUCUGUGUUCGAUGCAAAUUCCCUUGGGAAGUGGGUUCUCGAUCAAACCGCCCGCAUUUAUGGAGAGCACAAUGAAAUGACAGAUCUAGCAGCUGAGUUCUGGUUCGAACAUAUCCAGCUGGGGGGCAAGAUUAAGCAGGCAAAGGGUCGCACUCCCCAGAUCACGGAAUCUAGCGUCCGUCACCGGAUUAAAGAGUUCACCUUUUAUGGUGACAGACUUGUGAAUGAACUGCAGGAAAGGCUAAAGGAUUGCGAGCAGCGUGUAUUGGAAAUCACCGGGAUAAGUGAGAUACCUAAGCUCGGUCACAAAAGCGUUGUUGUUUUCAUUGACUCCUUCAUCGGUCGCAACCCAGCGCAGCGAGAUAUGUUCCACGACCUCACACGGAGUAUAAGGGAGUGGAAUAUUUGGUUUGACACCAGCUGCGCAGGCCUGUUGAAAUAG
This is a messenger RNA of Diaporthe amygdali, 993 nucleotides long. RefSeq names its product vegetative cell wall protein gp1. Bases 1 to 993 code for a protein of 330 amino acids. The record is from RefSeq and is a predicted model, not a curated record. Lineage: Eukaryota; Fungi; Ascomycota; Sordariomycetes; Diaporthales; Diaporthaceae. The transcript has a single exon.